Lagenorhynchus albirostris (white-beaked dolphin) is the source of this 9322-nucleotide messenger RNA. RefSeq names its product ataxin 1 (gene ATXN1). Gene Ontology annotation, biological process: nervous system development; negative regulation of transcription by RNA polymerase II. The transcript has 8 exons. Gene Ontology annotation, molecular function: RNA binding; protein binding. The record is from RefSeq and is a predicted model, not a curated record. Gene Ontology annotation, cellular component: nucleus. The coding region runs from base 5876 to 8512 and encodes 878 amino acids. NCBI's taxonomy places the organism in Eukaryota, Metazoa, Chordata, Mammalia, Artiodactyla, Delphinidae.
CAAAAGUCUAUAUUAAUGUUUUGCCAGGAAAGGGUCAACACGGAAAAUUUGCAACAAAGACAAACUAGAAUAGAACCAGUGCAAACAGAAGCUGACAAAUAUAUGCCCCAUGUUGGGAGUUCAGCCCCUGGAAUGUUAUGUAGGACAAAAGGAAUGGAAGAGGUAUUUCAGUAACAUUUUGUUCUGUGUCAAAAACCUUGUGAAAUAUAAAUCUGCUGUGUAUUGGAGAAUGGAUACAGCAAUUGAUUCAGGUUGAAUAGCUUUCGUUUAACUAGAAUAUCCCACAGAAAGCCGUUCUUGUUCUGACAACCAUAGUUUUGUUUUUCUUGACUUAAAGAAAAUUGAAUUCAUGUUUACAUAUUUUAUAGGAUUGUUUUAUGGACAAAGACACAGGUCAAAUCCCAUCCCAGCACAGUGGCUAUUGUUAUAGCAAAUAGAAACAUUUCUAAAUGAAAUAAAAACCAUUUCUAAGCCAUGGCCUGUGGCCCAUAGUAAUCAUACUACAUUGGUGUUAUGAAACCGUUUGCAACUAUCAAUAAUUCAGUCGUAGAUGUGCUUUUUUUCUAAUUCUGUUUUUAAAAAAUAUUCUAGUCUCUUGCCAACACACAUAGCCAUGCAUAUACUUCACUGAUUUGCAUAGUAGAGAAGGAAGAAUAUGAAUAUGUAUAGUAGGAGUCAACUUUAUUUUGGACUUUCUGGAACAGAUCACUUUUUUUUCCUCCACAUGAUGGCUCCCUGAAUUGCUUCCAAUUAUUGAACUUUCAUAAUUGCCCACAACUCUGUCUGUGUCCUUCUAAUGGUCUUGCCAUGUCAACCAACCCAGCCAAAAGCUAGUAGCCAGUGAUAGUGGUUUAAGAAGCUGGACUUCAGAAUCCCCCUGCCAAGGGUAUUCUGUUAUUCUCCAUUUGUACACUUCUCAAGAAGAAAUUAGGUGCUUGUUGUUGAGUUUUUUCAAUUCCCAUCUCAUUCUGGCAUUGAUCUUGGACUCAUUUGCAAACUCUUACUCCUGAAACAUUUUGGCUCUCUGUGACCUAUUGUUCAGUAGAAUCUGAGGUUUUCCAGGUACAUCAAAGACUUAAAUUUUAGGGAAAUUGAUCAAAAGAAAACUUCUCUAGGAAUAAAUGUCUUUUAGGUUUUAGCUCUAUUCUACCUUCAGGGUUCUUACCUGGAUGCCUUAUAUUUUAUUUCUUUUCUGUAUUUAUACUGAUUUGAUACUUGGGUUUACUGUUUUCUGUUUGGAAACAGCUUUUAAAAAGUAACACAGAGCUUAUAAAACAGUUCCAACCUGCUCCAUUCUUACCUUGACUGCCUUUUCUGCCUUAUUGCUAGACCACUGCUUCUCUUUCUGCUUCUCUUCUGGGAUUUUAUCUGCUCAGCAAUUGUAGUGUGUGAUUCUGAAUUCUAUGGUUUGAGUUUCCUGACCAGCUUCGCUUUGCAUCUGAGUCUAUAUCCUGUGCGUAAAGCUUUGGCAUUCCAUUCUCCGAUCCCAGUCAAAAGUGAAACUUUUAGUGCUAAUAAGAUUAGUCCUUGCGACACUAUUAAUUCUUUACUCCCAUUUCUCACUCCAUUGUUGUUUCUCAAAGACCAACAUUUCUUUGUUAUUAAAAACGUCAUUAGGAGAUGGUAACUACACUUAAUGUGAUCAUUUCACAGUGUGUACAUAUCUUGAACCAUGAUGUUGUACACCUGAAGCUAAUGUAACGUUUUAUGUCAGUGAUACCUCAAUUUAAAAAAAAAGAGGAGGAAAAAACCCACUUCAUUUUGGUGUCACUUCCUUAAGACCUUCUGGAUUUUUGUUUUACUGAUACACUCCACAGCUUCAAACUGCAGGAACCAUCAACAGGUCUUUGACAAAUUAGUUGUCCCUACACAUGGUUUACAAUAUUACACUUGCUGUUUAAAAGUAAUUAAGCUUCUCUCAGUGUUCUUUGCUGUGGGUCAGGAACUUUAUUUGCUGUGCCAUCCAACACAGAAUUUAAUCACAAAUGGGUCCUCUGAACCAAAUAAUUAAAAAUAGAGCAAAGUUUCUGAACCAGGCGGUUGGCAGAAAAGUCUGUACUUCCAUCUGUGCAUGGUUAGGAAAAUAUUUCAUGAUACUGAAAUAGCAUCAGCCUUGCUCUCUUUUGUGUGAGAGUGUAUCUGUGUGACUGCAUGUCAUUCAGUGCUCUGAAUGUUUGUUUGACAGUUAGCUAAUCAUAUAUAUAUAUAUAUAUGUGUGUAAAAGUCACUGGCAAAGAAACAGGAAAGCAAAUCCAGGUGUUCUGUGCGUACAUUCUUUAUUUGCUGGUUUCUGUGAAGGGAUAAUGGUCUUGCUGUUGCUUUUCUGUUUAGUGAAAGUUUUCUCUAAGCAUGUGCUUCAGAAACUUAAAGAGCAUUACAUUUUUUUUUUUUUUUUUUUUUUUUUUUGCGGUACGCGGGCCUCUCACUGUUGUGGCCUCUCCCGUUGUGGAGCACAGGCUCCGGACGCGCAGGCUCAGCGGCUAUGGCUCACGGGCCCAGCCGCUCCGCAGCAUGUGGGAUCUUCCCAGACCCGGGCACGAAUCCGCGUCCCCUGCAUCGGCAGGCGGACUCUCAACCACUGCGCCACCAGGGAAGCCCAAGCAUUACAUUUUGACUUGAAAAUCUUUACAUCUUUUGAUUCUCUGUCUAUGAAUAGCCUUUGCUAAUAGCUUUUAGGAACUGUUCUUAGGUGAAAUGCUGAUGGAUCUGUUUCAGUUUGGAAUAUGGACGGUUAGGAGUUUCUGCUCUCUGGAAGGAGACGUAUGCCUGGAAUAUAUAUCAAACUCAUAAACACUUUAUGACAGAGGUACAGACAUGCAAGUGACUGAUGUUGAGAGAAAUUUAAUCUUUCAGUUUGGAUUUUCCUUUGUUUUCACCAGUAAUCAGUAACUUUCCAAAUAUGUACAGUUUUGGCCAGUUCUAAACCGAUGCUAUGACUUUAAAAGUAUAUUUUCUAUUUAUAAGGUUCUAAUUGCUAUAUAAAAUAAAGAUUAUUCCCCUCUGGUAUUUCUCUAUUGUAACUCUCUCUCUUUAUCCCUGGAAAAGUCUUAUUUUUUUGUUGAUUUUCUUUCUCCUGGGAGAGCCACUGUAUAAAUAACAACUAAUGCUCAAUAAAUACACCAAAGGGAGGUUUAAGAAUUAUUAAGAGAAAAAAAAAAAAAAAAGGAAAUGUCUUAAUUUUCUUCCUUUGGCUCCGAAACAUAUGUAUUUCUCAGAGUUACCAGUUUCUUUAUGCUUCCGGACACUUAGAGCCUAGGCAUACUCUUAAUACUGUGAUAAUAGAAUUAAAUACUGAAAUUAAGAGCUGUGGAUUGACCAUGCUCACAUAAAUUGAAAUUAAGGAAGGAGGAAUAUCUUCGAUAAAUGUCAUUAUUAACGUAGCAGCUAAUUCUUGAGUUUAGCUAUGAAGAUCAACUAAAGUUGAUGAUAGUUUGAUUAUUGAGGUACUUUGUCAUUCAUGAAACUCAGAAUUUAAUAGUUUGAUCAUUUGGGCAGUUUGUCAUUCAUGAUGUUUAAGAGACCCUACACAUCUUUCUGUCCAACCUCCUGAAUUUACAUUCAACUUCAUUUUGUUCAUUUCUUGCAAACCUAUGAAUGCCCAGAGGGAACAAUAAAAUUGAAUAAAUUGUGGCCUGUGGCUUCAAACAAAUUAAUCUUUGAUUUCCUUUUCAAUAUUAUUGGGGGAAUAGCUUUUAUUUAUUUAUUUUUAAAUUUUAUUUUUGGCUGUGUUGGGUCUUCAUUGCUGUGCACAGGCUUUCCCUAGUUGCAGCGAGCGGGGGCUGCUCUUUGUUGCCGUGCGUGGGCUUCUCACUGUGGUGGCUUCUCUUGUCGUGGAGCACGGGCGCAAGAGUACGGGCUCAGUAGUUGUGGCGCAGGGGCUUAGUUGCUCCGUGGCAUGUGGGAUCUUCUCAGACCAGGACUCGAACCCGUGUCCUCUGCAUUGGCAGGUGGAUUCUUAACCACUGCGCCACCAAGGAAGCCCGGGAUAGCUUUUAAAAAGAUACACAUGGAUUUUGCUAAUUAUUAUUUGCUAAUGUAAGAUAUUAGGAUUUAACAUAUUUUGUGCACUCUGAAUACUCAUAAGGGCGAACGGUAGAUGUCCUAUUUUUUUUUUUGUUUUUUUGGCCGUACCAUGUGGCAUGUGGGAUCUUAGUUCCCCGACCAGGGAUCGAACCCCUGCCCCCUGCACUGGGAGCACAGAGUCUUAACCACUAGACCGCCAGGGAAGUCCUGAAUGGUAGAUGUCUUUAGACUUUAAAGUUAGUGCUGGAUUGAUCUUCUCUUAUACGAGACAGCUGACAUUGCUGAUAUUAAUUAGACUCCCCGGAAAGGGUGCCUGGAUACUCAAGUUCUUCAUACUUUGCUUGUGGGAGUGUUAAAUUUGUUUCUCUCAUUCAUUUCGGCAUCUUCUGGACAACAGUAUAUGGCCUUUCAGUUUAAAAAACUGCAUUUGAUUGUUGAUAUCUUUAUUCAAUAAAUCAUUUGGUUGGCGAAUAUUGAUUUACCAGAUUCAUGAUCCCAAACAAAAGAAACAGCACACACACUAAAGAAAGGUCAUUGUGCAGAGAACCUAUCCUUUUAAUAAUAGUAAUGGCUAGCUGGCAUAUUGAGGAUUUAGGGUAUGUCAGCCACUGUGCUGAUCACUUAAUCUUCACAGUAAACCUAGUUGGUAGUUAUUAUCUCCACUCAACAGAUAAGGUAACUGGGUUAGUAGCUUGCCCAAGGUCACACAACUAGUAACUGGGAGGAUUGGGAUUCAACUCAUACCAUUUUAACUUCACACCCUAUGCUCUUAACUAAUUAUACUUUAUCGCUUACCACCCAUGUCAUCGUGAGACUUGCAAGAUUGCUUUCAUGAAUGUGAGCUAUAUACAAAGGCAUAGUUGCAAACCAAGAUAAACUAUAAAGAAUAAGGAUUCAGUGAGGACUCAACUAACUCUCCACCCAGAUUUCGUAAUUACCACGAAUUCGAUGUCCUCUCUGUGGGGUCCUCCCCCAUCACAUCACCUUUCUUCCCACCUCAGAAGUAACCACUAAAGAAAAAUGAUGUUUGAAAACAUUUUUAACAGAAGUGCACAAAAACGUAUCCCAGCCAGAUGCUCAUUUUGUUUUCCCUCCUUUUUCUCGUCUCUCCUCGCUGCUCGGCCAUCUCAUCUCUCGGUCACCCCUCCUUUUUCUCGCCAUUGUGGGGCAUGAAGAGGAACUGAGUCAGAUCUGCGUCAAAAGGUCAGGGAGAGUGUCCUCUGCUGUGAUGUGCAGGCCUAAAUGCCAUGACUGCAUUCUGGAGCAAAAUGAAAGCGUUUAUUUUGAGGCCUCCAGAGUAGUGCUGCUACAGACCAUGAACAAGAAGGAGGAGACCUCAGCCUGCACGAACGGUCUUGAAAUGCAAAUGGUCUUGGGUCUAGGCUUUUUGUAUUGAGUUUCUCUACUGUCUCCCCUUCUGCUCAAGCAAAAUCUGUGUGAAAAGAUCUGCUGGGAAGGAGCUGACUGCUUAUGAUUCUCCAUUGUGAUGAAAGCACAUGGUACAGUUUUCCAAAGAAAUUAGUCCAUUUUCUGGGUGAAGAGAAACCAAUCUGUUUUCACAGGGUACUUCUCCCUUCCCUGUGAAAGGAAGAAAGAACACGCCUGGGCCCAGGAGCGCUCCAGCUUCUUCUGGGAAGUCUCCAUGGUGAAGGACAGGUUGGGGCUACCUGUGAACCGUGCACAGUGAAUGUUAUUCCAGGGCGGCUGCUGGCGGAUCGCACCCACAGGGAGAUGAUUCCUCAUGAAGAGCCUGGAUCCCCUACAGAAAUCAAAUGUGACUUUCCGUUUAUCAGACUGAAAGCAGAGCCAGCCAGAGAGUGAAACGGUCACCGUGGAGGGGGGACGGCGAAAAAUGAAAUCCAACCAAGAGCGCAGUAACGAAUGCCUGCCUCCCAAGAAGCGCGAGAUCCCCGCCACCAGCCGGCCCUCGGAGGACAAGGCCACGGCUGUGCCCAGCGACAACCACCGCGCAGAGGGCGUGGCAUGGCUCCCGGGCCACGCGAGCGGCCGGGGCCACGCGGGCGGGCGGCUAGGGCCGGCGGGGCCCCCAGCAGAGCUCGGUUUACAGCAGGGAAUAGGUUUACACAAAGCGCUGUCCGCGGGGCUGGACUACUCCCCGCCCAGCGCGCCCCGGUCCGUCCCGGCGACCACGACGAUGCCCGCGUACCCGCCCCCGCAGUCCGGGGCCCCGGUGUCGCCCGUGCAGUACGCCCACCUGCCGCAUACCUUACAGUUCAUCGGCUCUUCCCAGUACGGCGGGCCCUACGCCGGCUUCAUCCCUUCUCAGCUGAUCUCCCCCACGGCCAGCCCCGUCACCAGUGCGGUGGCCUCGGCCGCGGGGGCCGCCACUCCAUCCCAGCGCUCCCAGCUGGAGGCCUAUUCUACCCUGCUGGCCAACAUGGGCGGCCUGAGCCAAGCCUCGGGACACAAGGCUGAGCAGCAGCAGCACUUGGGCAGGACCGCGGGGCUCCUGCCCCCCGGGUCCCCACCACCCACCCAGCAGAACCAGUACAUGCACAUCUCCAGCUCUCCGCAGAGCGCCGCGCGCCCGGCCUCCCCGCCGGCCAUCCCCGUCCACCUGCACCCGCACCAGACGAUGAUCCCGCACACGCUCACCCUGGGGCCCUCCCCGCAGGUCGUCGUGCAGUACACCGACUCCGGCAGCCACUUUGUCACCCGCGAGGCCACCAAGAAAGCCGAGAGCAGCCGGCUGCAGCAGGGCGCGCAGGCCAAGGAGAUCCUGAACGGGGAGAUGGAGAAGGGCCGCAGGUACGGGGCGCCCACCGCGGCCGACCUGGGCCUGGUGAAGGCGGGCGGCAAGGCCGUUCCCCACCCGUACGAGUCCAGGCACGUGGUGGUCCACCCCAGCCCUGCCGACUACGGCAGCCGCGACUCCUCCGGGGUGCGGGCCUCUGUGAUGGUCCUGCCCAACAGUAGCACCCCUGCCGCCGACCUGGAGGUGCAGCAGGUCACCCACCGAGAGGCCUCCCCCUCCGCCCUCAACGACAAAAGCGGCCUGCACCUAGGGAAGCCCGGGCACCGGUCCUACGCGCUGUCUCCCCAGCAGGCCCUGGGCCCUGAAGGCGUGAAGGCCGCCGCCGUCGCCACGCUGUCCCCCCACACGGUCAUUCAGACCACACACAGUGCUUCGGAGCCCCUCCCGGUGGGACUGCCGGCCACCGCCUUCUACGCAGGGACUCAGCCGCCCGUCAUCGGCUACCUGAGCAGCCAGCAGCAAGCGAUAACCUACGCCGGCGGCCUGCCCCCGCACCUGGUCCUCCCCGGCACCCAGCCCCUGCUCAUCCCUGUGGGCAGCGCUGACAUGGAGGGGUCGGGGGCGGCCUCGGCCAUCGUCACGUCGUCGCCCCAGUUUGCUGCAGUGCCUCACACGUUCGUCACCACCGCCCUUCCCAAGAGCGAGAACUUCAGCCCCGAGGCCCUGGUCACCCAGGCCGCCUACCCAGCCAUGGUGCAGGCGCAGAUCCACCUGCCCGUGGUGCAGUCGGUGGCAUCCCCUGCAGCCGCGCCCCCUACGCUGCCUCCCUACUUCAUGAAAGGCUCCAUCAUCCAGCUGGCCAACGGGGAGCUGAAGAAGGUGGAGGACUUAAAAACGGAAGACUUCAUCCAGAGUGCAGAGAUCAGCAAUGACCUGAAGAUCGACUCCAGCACUGUGGAGAGGAUCGAGGACAGCCACAGCCCGGGCGUCGCCGUGAUACAGUUCGCUGUCGGGGAUCACCGAGCACAGGUCAGCGUGGAAGUUUUGGUAGAGUAUCCUUUUUUUGUGUUUGGACAGGGCUGGUCAUCCUGUUGCCCGGAGAGAACCAGCCAGCUCUUUGAUUUGCCGUGUUCUAAACUCUCCGUUGGGGAUGUCUGUAUCUCGCUCACCCUCAAGAACCUGAAGAAUGGCUCUGUUAAAAAGGGCCAGGCCGUGGAUCCCGCCAGUGUCCUGCUGAAGCACUCAAAGACCGACGGCCUCGCGGGCAGUAGACACAGGUACGCCGAGCAGGAAAACGGGAUCAAUCAGGGAAGUGCCCAGAUGCUCUCUGAGAAUGGCGAACUGAAGUUUCCAGAAAAAAUUGGAUUGCCUGCCGUGCCCUUGCUCACCAAAAUAGAACCCAGCAAGCCCGCGGCCACGAGGAAGAGGAGGUGGUCGGCGCCGGAGAGCCGCAAACUGGAGAAGUCGGAAGACGAGCCACCUUUGACUCUUCCUAAGCCUUCUCUCAUUUCUCAGGAGGUUAAGAUUUGCAUUGAAGGCCGCUCUAAUGUAGUUUGUUCGUUUGCUGUUGGGAUGGCCGAUGAGCCAGUCUCCUUUUCCAUGGCCAGUCUGAAGGCCCCCUUUGGAAGCGCUGUUUACAGUCAUCCUUGCCGAGGUAACAUUCUGUCCUCUGGAAUAGCAAAGCUGAGCGGUUACCAAGCUGGGUGUGUAGGUUUCCUCUGCUUCUUACGUGAACCACCUACUCGUAAAUCAUCCGGUCCAGGAGUGGGGUGAAUUCUUUAGUCAGUGAACAUUAAAACUUGAUACCUGUGCAUUCAGUUCUGUGAAUAACUGCCCUUUUGGCCUUUCGGGGAGGUUUCUUCCUCCUCGGCCUUCACUGCUCCCUGUAAACCCAAAUCAGUGUCAGCUGAAAGGCUCCAGCUGAGCCCAGCCAGUAUUCGUGGUGGCCUUCGGUUAAGAUGAGAGUCCUAAUUUCUAGCCAGUGGGGUCCUGGUCCCAGAGCCAUCUCUGAGAGUCACACUGUUGCAUUUUUUAGUAUCAGCUCACGACCCACCAACCUCCCCAUCAUACGCCUCCCACCGGCCAAGGGAAAAAGAGACACUAGACCUCUGAGGGCACUAUCAGACUGACAUGGCCAGUACAGAGGAGAACUAGGGAAGGAAUGAUGUUUUGCACCUUAUUGAAAAGAAAAUUUUAAGUGCAUACAUAGUUAAGAGCUUCUAUCAUGACAGGAGAACUUUUUUCCAUAUGCGUGCAUACUCUCUGUAAUUCCAGUGUAAAAUAUUGUACUUGCACUAGCUUUUUUAAAACGAAUAUUAAAAACAAUGGAAGAGUUCAUAUUCUAUUUUCUAAUCGUGGUGUGUCUGUUUGUAGGAUACACUCGAGUCUGUUUAUUGAAUUUUAUGGUCCCUUUCUUUGACGGUGCUUGCAGGUUUUCUAGGUAGAAAUUAUUUCAUUAUUAUAAUAAAACAAUGUUUGAUUCAAAAUUUGAACAAAAUUGUUUUAAAUAAAUUGUCUGUAUACCAGUACAAGUUUAUUGUUUCAGUAUACUCGUACUAAUAAAAUAACAGUGCCAAUUGCAAA